Messenger RNA from Umbelopsis ramanniana AG, 1845 nucleotides. RefSeq lists its product as uncharacterized. Gene Ontology annotation, cellular component: membrane. The coding region runs from base 1 to 1845 and encodes 614 amino acids. Gene Ontology annotation, biological process: transmembrane transport. NCBI's taxonomy places the organism in Eukaryota, Fungi, Mucoromycota, Umbelopsidomycetes, Umbelopsidales, Umbelopsidaceae. The transcript is spliced from 5 exons. The record is from RefSeq and is a predicted model, not a curated record. Gene Ontology annotation, molecular function: myo-inositol:proton symporter activity.
AUGCACGUAGCUGAUACAGAGAAGGGCAAACCUCUAGUCGUCAAAUCAGAAAAGGAGGUGUUGGAUGUUGCAACCAAUAUCAUUAACCAAAACGGUCUUGAAGAAUAUGAAGAUGUGAUCAAGCGUGGUGCAUUACUGGCGAAUGACCCUGACAAUUGGGAAAGUCGGACUGAUAUUACAGAAGAAGAAAAGGAAGUUUUAAGACGUGAAGUUACUCAUCGAUGGCACCAACCUGCUCAAAUGUACUUCUUGGCAGCUGUCGGCGCUAUGGCUGCUGUUGUACAAGGCAUGGACGAAACUGUUGUGAAUGGAGCUCAACUUUUCUUCGUUGAACAAUUCGGUUUGACUGAUAACACCUUGCUGCAAGGCUUAGUGAACGGUGCGCCAUAUCUUGCAUGCGCCGUCGCUGGUGUUUGGAUAAACGUUCCACUGUCUAACUGGUUUGGUCGACGUGGAUCUAUCUUCAUUGGAUGCACACUUGGUGUCGCAGCCUCUCUUUGGCAGGCCUUUUCUCAAUCUUGGGUCAGUUUGUUCGUGGCUCGUCUCCUUUUGGGUAUCUCUAUCGGAAACAACUCAGCUUCAGUUCCUGUCUAUACUGCCGAAUCCGUUCCACCAUCAAUUCGUGGCGGUCUUGUCAUGCUUUGGCAAACUUUCACUGCUUUCGGUAUCAUGUUGGGAUAUAUUAUUGACGUGGCGUUCAUGAAUAUCACAAGCGAGGGUGGUCUAAACUGGCGAUUGAUGUUGGGUUCUACUGUUGUUGCUCCUCUUAUUGUCAUGUCAAUGAUCUACUUCGGUCCAGAUACUCCUCGUUACUACGCAAGGAAGGGUCGCUACAACAAGGCAUUUAACUCUUUGAAGCGUCUUCGUUGGACUGAACUGCAAGCUGCGGCCGAUCUGUAUCUCAUUCAUGAAUCUGUACAGGAGGAGGCUGCUUUCCAACGUGGUAAUCCUUUGGCUGAACUCUUCACUGUUGCUCGUAACCGAAGAGCCGCCCUUGCUUCCUUCAUUGUCAUGUUUUUACAACAAUUCUGUGGUGUCAAUGUCAUCAUGUACUAUUCCUCUGUUAUCUUCAAGCAAGCUGGUAUCUCCGAUCAAACUGCUAUCACUGCCAGUUUGGGUGCUGGUAUCCUCAACUUCCUGUUCGCUCUUCCAGCCAUCAAACUUAUUGACACUUGGGGUAGACGACCACUUUUGCUUUCCACUUUCCCUCUUAUGGCCGCUGCUUUGCUGUUCACCGGUUUCUCCUUCUUUGCCCAAGAUGAAACAACUAGACUUGGUCUCAUUGCUUUUGGUAUCUACGCCUUUAUGAUCUUUUACUCUCCAGGAGAAGGACCUAUUCCUUUCACGUACAGUGCCGAAGCUUUCCCACUCCAUAUCCGUGAUGUUGGUAUGUCAUUCGCUACUUUCGUCACCUGGACUUUCUCUUUCAUCUUGGCUUUGGUGUUCCCAGCGCAAUUGGCUGCAUUCACUCCUACUGGUGCUUUCUGUUGGUAUGCAGGAUGGUGUAUUAUUGGUUUCUUCCUUAUCUUGUUCUUUGUUCCUGAAACCAAGGGUUACACUCUCGAAGAGUUGGAUAUUGUAUUCUCCGUUCCUACUCACAAGCAUGCUGCUUAUCAAUGGCGUCAAGCUGGACGAUGGAUUAAGAGGAAAAUUUUCCGUAAAGAAGUCGCGAAGGAAAACCUUUUGGAACUCUCAAAUACUGAAGAUCUUAAGCAAGCCCAAGCCGAUCAAGCUCACGCUACUGGAAGUAAUGAAGCACAAACUUCUAAAGGAGAUUCUGCUGAAAAAUUUCAAGAUGAAAAGGGUGUCGAACAUGAGCAUGUCGAGGACACUCCCAGCGCAUGA